Messenger RNA from Anguilla anguilla (European eel), 2226 nucleotides. It is a transcript of the gene slc25a21, whose product is annotated as solute carrier family 25 member 21. The transcript has 11 exons. Lineage: Eukaryota; Metazoa; Chordata; Actinopteri; Anguilliformes; Anguillidae. The record is from RefSeq and is a predicted model, not a curated record. Bases 242 to 1141 code for a protein of 299 amino acids.
UUGUAAUAAAGCACGUGUCACGACAGUCCGCAGGUUCCAAACACUUAACGUUGGUACACGAACUCUUCCCUUACCCCCCAGUUGCGGCUUCUUCCUUGCUUAGGCUACCUACAGCUCACUAGCGUAUCAGCCCUAAAGCACUUGCUGCUGAAAGUAGUUUCCGAUAAUCCACAGGCAGUGUGUCCUUUUCCAGUGGUUCAUUCCCAACAGCUGCAGAGAAAACUCCAACGCAACGCACAAAAUGUCUGCUUUAAAACAGCAAAGCUUACUACGGGAAGCAUCUCAUCAGAUCAUUGCUGGUGGAUCGGCGGGUCUGGUGGAGAUCUGUCUCAUGCACCCUCUGGACGUGGUGAAGACCAGGUUCCAGAUCCAGAGAGGCACCAGCGACCCGAACGCCUACAAGGGCCUGGGCGACUGCUUCAGGACCAUUUUCCGGAACGAAGGGGUGUACGGGUUCUACAAGGGCAUCCUCCCACCGAUCCUUGCCGAGACCCCAAAGAGAGCGGUUAAGUUCUUUACCUUUGAGCAGUACAAGAAGCUCCUGAGCUUUACCCCACUGUCUGCGGGAUUGUCUCUGUCAGUGGCAGGGCUUGCCGCUGGCCUGACGGAGGCUAUAGUGGUCAACCCCUUUGAGGUGGUGAAGGUCAGCCUGCAGGCCAACAGAGACUCUUUUAAAGUGCAGCCCUCCACCUUCGCGCAGGCACGCCACAUCAUCCAAUCAGACGGCUUGGGCCUGCGAGGACUGAACAAGGGGCUGACCUCCACUCUGGGGCGGCACGGAGUCUUCAACAUGAUCUACUUCGGCUUCUACUUUAACGUGAAGGAUGCCAUCCCUGCCAGCCAGGACCCCACCCUGGAGUUCCUGCGCAAGUUUGCGAUCGGCCUGACGUCGGGGACCAUCUCCUCGUGCGUGAACAUCCCCUUCGACGUGGCCAAGAGCCGAAUUCAGGGCCCUCAGCCUGUCCCGGGGGAGAUCAAGUACCGCACCUGUUUCCAGACCAUGGGCAUGGUGUACCGGGAGGAGGGGUAUUUGGCCUUGUACAAAGGACUUGUUCCCAAGAUAAUGAGACUUGGACCAGGUGGGGCGGUAAUGCUCCUGGUCUACGAGUACGUCUCUGGAUGGCUGCAGAAGAACUGGUGAGAAGUGACCAACCCACCCACCCCCCGGACACCUCUCAGGACUCCACCAAACCCCCCCCACCCUCGAACCCAACCGGCCAGCCAGCCUGCCGCUUGGGAUCCACGAGGCACGUGCAUCUCUUGACCCGAGCGACCACCGCUGGUCCCCGUUUCACUGACACAACCCCACUGCACACCCACCCCACUGGAGACCUCCCCCAUCUACAGGGAUCUCUGCAGAACCACGCUCACCCACCCAGCAGUGCGCCCCCUGCUGGACGCCGCUCUCUGGAGGACUCCUCAGGGACACCACACCCCUGAGUCGCACACCCCACCUCGGUCCUGACAUUCUCAACCUGAGUCUUUGCUCAUUUUUACAAUUGCAAUUUAAGAGGGAAACUUUUUUUUAUUAUUGUUCCGAUUCCGAUCCUAUGAACAGAACUGAACUGGCUAACAGAGGGUGAAAAAAAAAUAAGAUCCAGCUGCUCUUCUGAUGCCGUUCUAAGACUUUUUCCAUGUCGGUGCACGGUGCUAGGUUGUUGCAUCGUGACCACAGCAGACAUAUAUCGGUGAUUAUGCAUGACCAUCAGGCGUAUACUGCACAUUGUCUACGUGUCGUGGUUGCUAGGCUACCUCCGCUGUCUUACCUUUUAUGUCUAUGACAGGUUCAAAACGAUGUUUACCUCAGGGACCCUGCAGCAGCGUGAUCCAAACUUCCAGCGCGUAAAAGCUCGUCAUGAGCGUGUCUUCGUUGAGUUAGCCGGAUAACCGCGCUGAGUAAAACCUGGAGCGGCUCUUUUUACUUCAGUCCAAGUUCCAGGUUUGGAACGGUGCUGGGCUUUUAUCCACACUACUUUUAUAUCAUGGCCGCCUUUUCCCAUAAUGCAGCAUUUAAAAAAAUAAUAAUUUGGCCGUGGAGGUUGUUUUGUGCAAGGCCUCUGUGUUCUGCAGUACAAGUCUCCUUAGUCACCUGACCUGGGUCUUGAGUCCUGAGGCCUUCUGGUCUAGUCAUACAACCCCCACGACAAAGUGCCUUUUUUUGUACGCCCGUCUCGUUGAGACAAAAUUAAAAGCGGACAAAACCUGGUAAUAAAUGAGUAAAUGAAC